This is a messenger RNA of Penicillium verrucosum, 1272 nucleotides long. Its product is annotated as dTDP-D-glucose 4-6-dehydratase-like protein. NCBI's taxonomy places the organism in Eukaryota, Fungi, Ascomycota, Eurotiomycetes, Eurotiales, Aspergillaceae. The coding region runs from base 1 to 1272 and encodes 423 amino acids. Gene Ontology annotation, molecular function: dTDP-glucose 4,6-dehydratase activity. The transcript is spliced from 3 exons. The record is from RefSeq and is a predicted model, not a curated record.
AUGCCUGCUCUUCGUGCCCUUACCCCUCCUGCGUCCCCUCCUCUCAAGAAGGGUCUUUCGCUCGCUCCUGCCAGAGCUAGUGCGAAUGACAUUGAGGGCCAACGUCUCAUCGGAACCACCCGAUUUGAGCCUCGGAGCGACAUCAAGAGCAUUUUGAUCACUGGUGGUGCAGGAUUUAUUGGAGGUUGGGUAACCCGCCACAUGGCGGUGCAGUACCCCGAAUACAACAUCGUCUGCUUUGACAAGCUCGAUGUUGUCGCUUCUCUGUCCAAUGUCAACUGCUUGGACUCUCUGACCAACUUCACUUUUGUGCAAGGCGACCUUACGGAUCAGGCGGCCCUCGCCAAGGUUCUUCUGGACCACAACAUUGACUGUGUGAUGCACUUCGCUGCGUGCUCGCACGUCCAGAACUCAUUCAACGAUCCCCUCAGCUUCACUGUCAACAAUGUUGUCGGUACUCAACAGCUCCUUGAAGCCAUUCGUCACCACAAGGGGCCCCAAAAGGUGAACCGAUUUCUCCACGUUAGCACCGACGAGGUGUAUGGAGAUGUUGUGGAGUCCGCAUGUGAUGAGACCAAGCAAUUCAUGCCCACCAACCCAUACUCAGCCUCCAAGGCUGCUGCCGAGAUGUAUGUCUGGGCAUACGCAAAGUCCUUCGACAUCCCAGCUCUCGUUGUGAGAAGCAACAACGUGUUCGGGCCUGGUCAAUACCCCGAGAAAAUCGUCCCCCGCUUCUGCACCCUGCUGAUGCAGCAGCAGCCGCUAACAAUCCAAGGCACCGGCUUGAACAUUCGCCGCUACCUCUACGGAGCCGAUGCUGCCGACGGCUUUGACACCCUGCUGCACAAGGGUGUGAUCGGCGAGGCAUACAACAUCCAAUCAUCCCACGGCAUCACCAACCUUGAAGUCGCCGUUCGCACACUUGAACUGUUCGGCUUCAGCCCGCGAGACUUCACACGCUCACUCAUUUGGAUCCCCGACCGUCCCUUUAACGACACUGACUACUGGGUCGAUGGCAGCAAGCUGGCUGCAUUGGGAUGGCACCAGCGUGUGCCCUUCUCCGAGGGACUCAAGGCCUCGGUCAACUGGUACCACAAGAACUUAGAGACUUGGUGGCCCGAGGUCUCGAAGACCAUCAAUGUCGCUUCGACCGCAACCACAGAGAGCUACAUCCCUCCCCAACUCAGUGCGAAUGCGGUCGAGGAUGUCUAUGAUGGUGAGGUGUUGGAAGAAUCAUCGGGCUUGAGCACGCCUGUGAUGGUCGCUGUGUGA